Molecule: messenger RNA, 600 nt
Organism: Podospora anserina S mat+
Lineage: Eukaryota; Fungi; Ascomycota; Sordariomycetes; Sordariales; Podosporaceae
Exons: 1
Coding region: 1-600 (199 amino acids)
Molecular function (GO): calcium ion binding
Source: RefSeq, a predicted model, not a curated record
AUGAUGGUGUGUGAACAGCCACCCAAACAAUCCCGCCUCGCAAAAGAGCACAACGUCACGCCUCAGGAAGAGGCAGAGAUAAGAGAGGCGUUCAGCCUGUUUGCGGAGCCGAUGGAGGGGGAGGGGAGGGAGCGGGUUAUUCCUACUCAUGAUGUUAGGAGGGCGUUGAUGUAUGUUUCCUUUAUCCAUAUCCCAUCCCUUCUCGCUGACGUGCAUAGUGCCCUCGGCCUCCCCCCGACCUCCCCCUCGGAACUAGCGGACCUUCUCUCUAUCCUCGACCCAGACGAAGAGCUCGGCUACGCCACUUUUCCCAACUUCUUCGCCGUCUGCGCGCUCAAGAUACACAACAAGUCGCACUCUUCAGAGGAACACAUGGCCGAGGUGGACGAGGCGUUUGGGCUUUUUGCGAGCAACGGGUCGAAUGCGAUUACGUUGGCGAGUUUGAAAAAGGUGGCCAAGUUGUUGAAGAUGGAGGAGGAGGUGAGCGAGGAGGUGUUGAGGGAUAUGAUACUUGAGGCGAAUGGGGGUGCGGGGGUGGGGAGGGCCCCCAGGAAGGAGGAGCUCGAGGGGCCUAUGAGGAGGGCGGGCUUUUGGAGGUGA